Molecule: messenger RNA, 2965 nt
Organism: Apus apus (common swift)
Lineage: Eukaryota; Metazoa; Chordata; Aves; Apodiformes; Apodidae
Gene: ACSBG2
Product: acyl-CoA synthetase bubblegum family member 2
Exons: 15
Coding region: 151-2352 (733 amino acids)
Cellular component (GO): endoplasmic reticulum; membrane
Molecular function (GO): long-chain fatty acid-CoA ligase activity
Source: RefSeq, a predicted model, not a curated record
AUCAGCCUCCUGGGCGCUAGUUUAAAAAGAAAAGGCUUUUACACGUCGUCCUGAGCGCCGGUGCGGGGCGGCUGCGGGUAGAAGGGGCUGCAAGGAGGCGGGGGCGAUGCGGUGUAAGGCUGGACCCGUCGCUCUGCGGUGCCGGGGAGGAUGCUGGGUGAGUCAGAUGCACGGGUGGCACUUGCAGAACCAGUCCCCACGGCUUGUUUUAAUUCAGCUCCUCGAGGGAACUGUGAGGUGUCACUGGAUGAUGUACUGCUCAGCUCUUCACCUAGAACUGAUGAUGUCCCCAGCAUUGAGGCAUCUGCAGAAGCUAAGAGAGGGGGAUGUCAGACAGGCACACUUGGUUCCAAAGCCUCUUCACCUCCUGCCUCCAGUGUGUGGACAACACGACCUGAUGGGGAAGUCAGGCUGAGGAUGGAUGAACAAGGCAUAGGCAGCCACCCACCAAAGACUGUUCACCAACUGUUCCAAGAAGUUGCUACUAAAUAUGCUGAUUAUUAUGCCCUUGCAUCUAAAAAAGGUGGCCAGUGGUUAAAACUAACAUACAAGAUGUACUAUGAGGAGUGCUGGAAAGCAGCAAAAAGCUUUCUGAAGCUGGGACUGGAGCGUUUCCAUGGAGUGUGCAUCUUGGGAUUUAACUCUGCAGAGUGGUUCAUUGCUGACAUUGGAGCUAUCCUUGCAGGUGGAUUUGCUGUUGGUGUCUACACUACAAACUCUCCUGAGGCCUGUCAUUAUGUAGCAGAGAACUGCAAAGCCAACGUGGUGGUUGUGGAAAAUAAUAAACAGCUGCAAAAAAUCUUAGAAAUUCAGCAUAAACUACCUCAGCUGAAAGCCAUUGUCCAGUAUGGGGAGGAGCUGAAAGAGACAAGACCAAACCUGUACUCUUGGAGUGAGUUCAUGGACCUUGGCAAAGACAUUCCAGAUGCUCAGCUCCAUGCAAUCAUUGAGUCCCAGAAGCCCAACCAGUGCUGUACACUGAUCUACACCUCAGGGACAACGGGGCAGCCAAAGGGAGUGAUGCUCAGUCACGACAACCUGACGUGGACAGCAGCAACAGCAGGACGUUUCAUCAUGCUGACAGAUGCCCAGGAGAGGCAGGAGCUGGUGGUCAGCUACCUGCCCCUCAGCCACAUUGCUGCCCAGAUGACGGACAUUUGGGCGGCGAUGACCUUCGGUGUUCAGAUCUUCUUUGCUCAACCAGAUGCACUGAAGGGCAGCUUGGCACAGACCCUGCGGGAAGUGAGGCCGACUGCUUUUUUGGGAGUUCCUCGUGUCUGGGAAAAAAUGGAAGAGAAAAUGAAAUCCAUAGGUGCAAAAUCAUCAACACUCAGAAGGAGAGUGGCAGCAUGGGCCAAGGGGGUUGGGCUGCAGACCAACCUGAAGCGGAUGAAUGGGUGCUCUGAGCUCCCCAUGAACUUCCGCCUGGCCCAGCACCUGGUGUACAAGAAGGUGCGCAGGGCCCUGGGGCUGGAUCGCUGCACCAAGUGCUACACGGGGGCUGCUCCCAUCUCCAGGGAGACCCUGGAGUUCUUCCUAAGUCUGAACAUCCCUGUCCUCGAGAUGUAUGGCAUGAGUGAGAGCUCAGGGCCUCACACCAUCUCUCUACCUCACGCCUUCAAGCUGACCAGCUGUGGCAAGGAGUUCUCAGGCUGCCGGACCCUGAUUCAUAAGCCAGAUGGAGAUGGAGUUGGAGAGAUCUGCUUCUCAGGAAGGCACAUCUUCAUGGGCUACCUCAACAUGGAGGAGAAAACCAAGGAGGCAAUUGAUGAAGAUGGGUGGCUGCACUCGGGUGACCUUGGCAAGCACGACAAGGAUGGGUUCCUCUACGUGACUGGCAGAAUUAAAGAGCUCAUCAUCACUGCAGGAGGUGAGAAUGUUCCUCCUGUUCCAAUCGAGGAUGCUGUGAAAGAUGCUGUUCCCAUCAUCAGCAAUGCCAUGUUGGUUGGAGACAAAGCAAAGUUCCUUGCUAUGCUCCUAACAUUAAAGUGCAAUGUAGAUGUAGAGACUGGGGAGCCAGAAGAUGAUCUCACUCCAGAAGCUGUGGAGUACUGCCAGAAACUGGGCAGCAGGGCAACCAGAGUCUCCGAGAUCAUCAGCACCAAAGACAGGGCUGUUUACGCCGCCAUCCAGAAGGGGAUUUCUGCAGUCAACGAGGGAGCUGUUUCCAAUGCACAGAAAGUCCAGAAAUGGAUUAUUCUGGAAAAGGACUUUUCUCUCAUCGGUGGGGAGCUUGGCCCCACCAUGAAGCUGAAGAGGCCCGCGGUGCUGCUCAAGUACAAGGACCAAAUCGCUCAGUUCUACGCGGACCUGGAGGCACCGACCCCACCAGCCCCGUCCCCGCAGCCGUAGCCCCGAGGGGAGCCGGGGGCUGAAGCAACCCCCGAGGAUGCUUCCCCAGGACCUUCCUGGGGCUCCCCAGGAGAUUCCCUGAGCUCCAUGGAAAUAAAGGAGGCUCCAGCACCCCACAGCCCCUGCUCCCCUGCCCUGUACCUUUCCUGGCCCUGCUACUGCAGCGUGAUGUGUUCGUGCCUAGAGUUUCCCUGUGUCUCUGUUCCAAAGCUGAGACAUUCCUGGAUAGUUCUGCUUUGGAGUUUUUUGUCUUGCCAUUUUUUUUUUAAGGGUGAUCCAAUGUUUUACCUUCAACCCAUCUCACCUUUUAACCAAAGUUUUCUUUUCCUGAGCUGAAUGUAAACCAAUCAGGAACUGCAGCUUUUCCUGCUGAGGGGAAAGAAAGAGGCAGAUUUCUCUUUAUAUCCAUGUACUUCACUCCCCCCCACGUGCACUGAGCUGCACCCUGGUGGCAUCUGAGCUACUUUAAACCUCUUCACCCACCAACUGUGUCUUCUGUGACCACACGUGCUGCCUCAGCCUGGAAGUAGAACCUCAUUGUUUGUGCGUGCAAUAUUUUGAGUCUUGUUUUAUCUUGAGUUCUAAUGAAGCCAUAAAUUGUAUUGUUCAAGUA